This is a messenger RNA of Aspergillus ruber CBS 135680, 1653 nucleotides long. RefSeq names its product tRNA(Phe) (4-demethylwyosine(37)-C(7)) aminocarboxypropyltransferase. Lineage: Eukaryota; Fungi; Ascomycota; Eurotiomycetes; Eurotiales; Aspergillaceae. The transcript is spliced from 2 exons. Gene Ontology annotation, molecular function: tRNA methyltransferase activity; S-adenosylmethionine-dependent methyltransferase activity. Gene Ontology annotation, biological process: tRNA methylation; wybutosine biosynthetic process. Gene Ontology annotation, cellular component: cytoplasm. Bases 201 to 1517 code for a protein of 438 amino acids. The record is from RefSeq and is a predicted model, not a curated record.
UCCUUCAGACUGCAUGGCUUUGAUAUCGAAUCUAUACCUCACUGGGUGAGAAUGAAGCGAACCCAGCGAGGAUAUUAAAAAAUUUCCUGGAAGUCACGUGGCGGGGAGAUGCGAUAAAAUCGCAACGUCUGAUCGAAUUGAUACCAAAUCCGACUCUGCGAAUCGAAACUUGAUACAAAUUAAAAAUCUUGAUUUACAGAAUGGAACCUCAAAAAAAGAACCACAAUGGUUGCGGAAAAGCUAGAGCAAAACCCGACCAAAAACGCCCCAAAAAAUAUACACACCCCCUCCAAAAAGGUAUCCGCGACUUCGUAACAACACGCAUCCCACCAUCCGACCUACAAGAAUACAAUCUCUCAAUAGAAACUUUCAUGGAUGGCCUCCCAAAACGCUACACGGUAUACCAGCCCCUCCUGCUCCUCCCCCCAAAUGCCCUCACCACGCCACCAGCAUGGGGCGCGCUCUACGCAGCUCUGAACGCCUCCCAACGAGCUGCGCUGUUUGAAUCGGUAGUGGCCAAUUUUCGGACUAUGGGCGUUACGCAUGUCGCUAUGAAUGCGCCUAUUGCACUGACUCAUCCGCAGGGGCAGGAGAAUCGGAUUAGGAGUCCGGUGGGGUUGGUUCCGUUGUAUGGGGAUUUUGGGACUGCGCCGUCUGUAUCUGCGGAUGGAGAUGGAGAUAUGGACAAUGCGCAUCCAUCUGAGAAGGAUCUGCAAAGUGCGCUGUGGGUGCAUACGGUGCAGAAUCAGGGAAUUGUGCAGACCUGGGCGCCGCUGUAUACGAUGUUCUCGAGAGGGAAUAUCACCGAGAAAGCGAGAGUUCUGGGGCAUGCGGGUGUGUUUGAGGGAUUGGAUGAGGAGUCCUUAGCUGGGGAAGCGGUUGGGGAUGUGGGUGUUAUCGAUAUGUAUGCGGGGAUUGGAUAUUUUGUAUUUUCGUAUUUGAAGAAGGGGGUUAAGAGGGUUUGGGGGUGGGAGAUUAAUGGGUGGUCGAUUGAAGGGCUACGUCGGGGUUGUAUCGCGAAUGGAUGGGGGUGCAGGGUUGUCAGGUUGCGGGACGAUGGGGGAUUGGUGGAUCGGCCUAUUCCAGAGCUUGUUGACAGCCUUGAUGAUGAUACGAGGGUGGUUAUAUUCCAUGGUGACAAUCAAUUUGCGGCUGGCAUAUUGGAUGAAAUCCGGGGUUUGAUGCAACCCCGGGGGAACUGGAAUAGCAUCAGGCAUGUCAACUUGGGCCUACUUCCUUCUUCUCAUGGUUCCUGGGACAAUGCUACCAAGAUGAUUGACAUGGACAAGGGAGGCUGGAUCCAUGUCCAUGAGAACGUUGAUGUUCGGGAGAUCGACAAGAUGCAGGACGAUAUUGUCGCUGAGAUUAAACGACUACGAUCCCAGAACCGCCCUGAUCCGAAUCCUGUUGAGCACAGUGUUGACUGUCGGCAUGUCGAGCGUGUCAAGACCUACGCGCCAGGCGUUAUGCACUGCGUUUUUGACGUUCGAUUAUCUAGGACAAAAGCGACUAAUUGAGAUCUGCAUGAGGACCCUCGGAUCUCUUCCCAAAUCAAAUCACCAUAGAACUUCAAAACGACAAUGCGUAUUAACUGGUCUUCUCUGUAAAGUGAAUUCCACACGCUUGAGAUCAUGCUAUUAACAAAGACAUAUA